AUGACUUCUAAUUUUGUGAAGUUGGAGAAGUUCGAUGGAGGAAACUUUAUCCGUUGGCAGAAAAAGAUGAAAUUUCUUCUAACAACUUUGAAAGUGGUGUAUGUUCUGAACACCACAAGACCACUAGAGAAGGAAGUAAAAACAUUAGUAGAAACAAGAGAAAGGCAAAAGUGGGACAAUGAUGACUAUAUAUGCAUGGGUCAUAUUCUCAACGGAAUGUCUGACUCCUUGUUCGAUACAUAUCAAAGUAGUAUAUCUGCAAAGGAAUUAUGGGAGACAUUAGAGUCAAGAUACAUGCAAAAAGACGCUACAAGUAAGAAGUUUCUUGUUUCUCAAUUUAAUAAUUAUAAAAUGGUUGAUAAUAAAUUAGUAAUGGAACAAAUGCAUGAGAUUGAACGUAUUCUUAAUAACUACGAACAACAUCAGAUGCACAUGGAUGAAACCAUUAUUGUAUCCUCCAUAAUAGACAAACUUCCACCUUUGUGGAAAGAUUUCAAAAAAUCUAUGAAACAUAAGAAAGAAGACAUAUCUCUUGAGCAAUUUGAUAAUCACCUUCGUUUAGAAGAAGAGUACUGUAAACAAGAGGAUAUUAAAAACCAAUUUUCUCAUGAAAAUGUCCAUGUAAUGGAGGAAGGAAAUUCAAACAAAUCCUUUAAGAAAAGAAAUCGAGAUUUUGAUAAAUCUCAUGAAAAACACAAUGAUAAUGACUCUGGUGCUACCCGCCAUGUGUGCAAAAACAAAGAACUAUUUAAGACCGUUGAUGAAGAAGAUGGAAGUCUUUUGUACAUGGGAAAUGCUUCAACUGUCUAA
Cicer arietinum (chickpea) is the source of this 810-nucleotide messenger RNA. The record is from RefSeq and is a predicted model, not a curated record. Lineage: Eukaryota; Viridiplantae; Streptophyta; Magnoliopsida; Fabales; Fabaceae.